AUGGAUCGCGUUGAACUAAACGGCCCUUUGGAGAAGCAAAAUUCGUCUUUCCGUGAUGCGGAGGAUAACGACGACCACAUCGAAUCUCAGUUGAUGCCAGAUGAAUCAUGUAAUACCGCACCGACCGAAAACGACGAUAACGAAAUCGGAAUGUUUCUUCAGCCAAACGCUGUCGAGGGUGGCAGUGGUGGGGAAAAGUGCACCGAUAAUGAUGAAAUAAUUGAAACAACACGGCUGAUUGAUGUUGGUAACGAUGCAGGGUCAUUGCAAAAUGGAGUGGAAUUCAUAUCCAGCGGCAAAACCUCGCCUGGGCUAAACGGGAAGAAUAUCGCUCUCGUACAACCGAACAAUCAUCGGCGGUCGGAUGAACCGACAGAGUUGAGCUUCGAAAAAUUUCCGGAAAAUCACGAAGAAAAAUUGAAGCGCAUAAAGAUUGAAAACGCAUUGGACGAUCCGAAAACGCUUCUGGAAGAUUGGCAGGAAUUUGCUAAGUCCGAGUAUGGUCUUAUAAAUGAUGACUUGCGACGGAAAAUAUGGCCGCUGCUGGUCGGUGUUGAUCCCCAACAGGUCGAUCCAGCGCCUUCGCUGGAAGAAUUGAACAAUCACCCCGAGUACAACCAGGUGGUGUUAGAUGUCAAUCGUUCAUUGAAACGUUUCCCACCUGGCAUUCCAUAUGAACAGCGAGUGGCACUACAGGAUCAGCUAACCGUGCUGAUUCUUCGUGUCAUCAUCAAGCAUCCGCAUCUAAAGUAUUAUCAAGGAUACCACGAUGUAGCGAUCACAUUUCUGCUUGUUGUUGGUGAAGAAGUUGCAUUUCACGUGAUGGAAAUAUUAUCCACCAACCAUUUGGUGGAAUGCAUGCAGGAAACUAUGGAACCAACGCAGCGUAGAUUGAUGUUUAUCUAUCCCCUAGUGAGGCGGGAGAAUGCAGCGUUGUGUAGCUACCUAGAGAGAUCGACCGUUGGAACACUCUUUGCUCUACCAUGGUACCUGACCUGGUUCGGACACAGUCUCAAUUCUUACCGUUCAGUGGUACGGUUGUACGACUACUUUCUGGCCUCCGAUUUUCUGCUGCCGAUCUACGUAACUUCCGCGAUCGUAAUAUAUCGGCAGAAUGAGAUCUUUCAAGAAGACUGCGAUAUGGCAUCGCUACAUUGUCUUUUGUCCCAGCUACCUGAAGAUCUGCCAUUUGAAUAUUUACUAAGGAGUGCCGAAAAUUUGUACCACAAGCAUCCCCCAAAGGUUAUUGAAAAGGACGUCGAAAGCAUGAUCGCCAAAGAAAAACAGCAACGACUCAACGAAGAACGCGAACGCGAAUAUCGAAAGCUUUACGGCAAAAAACCUCCGCCGGUGUCGAACUCGAUUAUCAGUCGGUUUCUGCCUCAUCUGCAGCUUUCCCGGCGGUCGGUAUUUGUUACGACCGCAUUUUCGAUACUGGUUGGAUUCUGUGCGUACUAUUACCGCGCGCAUUAUAUUCCACUGGAGGCAAUCAGAUGAGUGGAGGUGUUCCGACGGCUUCCGUCGUCGCUGGUCGUUUGUGUCCCCUUCAACCCACUGGUCGCAUUUCGCAGGUGGCAUACGGGUGGCAGCACACAGGUGCAGUAAAUCGACUAUGAAUUGUGGGACGGUUUGUUUGCAAUCGAUGAAAUGUGAUGUAUUAUUUUUUACCAUUAUUUUCCUUCAUCUACCCAUUUUCAUGUUUCUUCAUCCCGCAUGUUUGUCUCGAACGUUCCAAUCAUACUUAUGCUUGUAUUUUUAAUUAUUAAUUUUUUGUACAUACACAUGAAAAUUUUCUCAAACCAUCUAUGUUGGAGCCUUCGAUUUGGGUUGGAAUUUAUGCUAUGGUAGGCAGGUUUUAAAUCGAACACUUUGUACUGUUUAUUUUCUUGUUGUGCGUAUUUUUUAUGAUGAAAAAUUGCGAAUAAAAU
Messenger RNA from Anopheles nili, 1928 nucleotides. RefSeq names its product TBC1 domain family member 20. Bases 1 to 1497 code for a protein of 498 amino acids. The record is from RefSeq and is a predicted model, not a curated record. Gene Ontology annotation, biological process: endoplasmic reticulum to Golgi vesicle-mediated transport; positive regulation of GTPase activity. The transcript is spliced from 7 exons. Gene Ontology annotation, cellular component: endoplasmic reticulum membrane. Gene Ontology annotation, molecular function: GTPase activator activity. Lineage: Eukaryota; Metazoa; Arthropoda; Insecta; Diptera; Culicidae.